Vicia faba (fava bean) is the source of this 804-nucleotide messenger RNA. The record is from the annotation of a GenBank genome assembly. Lineage: Eukaryota; Viridiplantae; Streptophyta; Magnoliopsida; Fabales; Fabaceae.
AUGGUCAUAAUUUACCCUUUAAGAAACAAUGGUGUCUUUUUUAUGUUAUUAUUAUUAUUGUGGAUUCUCGUAUCCGGUGUUUUUGUUUGGGCACGACCAGCAAGUUUUGAACAAGACUUUCGUGUGACAUGGUCUGAGUCCCAUAUCAAGCAAAUUGACCAAGGCAGGACAAUCCAACUCAUUCUAGACCAACGUUCUGGUUGCGGGUUUGCUUCUAAGGUGAAGUACAUGUUUGGACGUGUUAGCAUGAAGAUCAAACUUGUCCCUGGAGACUCUGCUGGCACUGUAACUGCAUUUUAUAUGAACUCGGACACUGACUCAGUUCGUGAUGAGUUGGAUUUUGAGUUCUUGGGGAACCGUAGUGGACAACCUUACACAGUUCAAACAAACAUCUAUGCUCAUGGAAAGGGUGAUAGAGAACAGAGGGUGAACCUUUGGUUUGAUCCUGCUGCUGAUUUCCACACUUACUCAAUCUUGUGGAACCAUCACCAUAUUGUGUUUUACAUUGAUCAAGUUCCAAUAAGAGUGUACAAGAAUAAUGAAGCAAAGGGAAUACCAUACCCAAAGAUGCAAGCAAUGGGAGUAUUUACAACAUUAUGGGAAGCUGAUAAUUGGGCAACAAGAGGACCAUCUACAUGUGGCAACAACCCAAGAAACUGGUGGGAAGGUGCUGAAUAUGAAACUCUAAAUGCAAUUGAAGCAAGAAGGUACAGAUGGGUUCGAAUGAAUCAUAUCAUCUAUGAUUAUUGUCAAGAUAAAUCUAGAUAUCCAAUCACCCCACAUGAGUGUUUUGCAGGCAUUUAA